This is a messenger RNA of Stylophora pistillata, 1121 nucleotides long. Its product is annotated as notch-regulated ankyrin repeat-containing protein. NCBI's taxonomy places the organism in Eukaryota, Metazoa, Cnidaria, Anthozoa, Scleractinia, Pocilloporidae. Gene Ontology annotation, molecular function: protein binding; phosphatase regulator activity; enzyme inhibitor activity. The record is from RefSeq and is a predicted model, not a curated record. Gene Ontology annotation, cellular component: cytoplasm.
AAAAUCGAGCGCUCGCCGGUCACUGUUAUUAUUCCUCUAGUUGGUAAUGAGAGUCACUGCGAGUGUGGUUUGUGGACGUGAACCCCUUUAAAACUACGGCUGCCCACAUAUUGAAACAUCCGAGAUCCGUCACUGGGGAAUUGACGGAGCGCAAUCGACGGAAAAUUUGAAAGGUUCUCAAAAUAGAAUCAGAGCUGUGACCCUGCAUCACGCCAUCUCGUCACUCAUUUGAUGCAAUCGAGGCUGCUGAUGACUUACUGAGAGCUAACCUAGCAAAGAAAAUCCAUUGGAAACACUGUAAAUUGACGCAAUCGCAAGCAUAGUGCAUAAUGCAGAGGCAAAAUCUAACGAAUGCAUCCUUAAUUGAUACAAGAGAGAAACAAAGGGCUUUUCAAGACGCCGUGAACAGAAAAGACCGUGAGGAAGUUCACCGACUGCUGAGUAACGGUUUACAUAUUAACGCAUUGAACGAAGCCGGCGAUACUGCAUUACAUCAGUGCAUACGGGAUGGCAGAAUUGAUUCUGCAAAGCUAUUGGUCGAGUUCGGUGCUGACAUCAAAAGAACGAACCGCGAUGGUUGGUCCCCAGUCCACCUUGCAACCACUCUCGGUCAAAGAGACCUGGUGAUGUUCUUGCUAGACAAAUAGGUUCUCUUGCAUGUAGCUUGGAGCAAGCGGAAUUGUUUUCACAUGUACACACCCUUAAUUUAAAUAUAUUCACGGGAACAAUGUGCAGUUCUACAUUUUGAUUUGUUGGGCUGAACUUUGAACAACGUUGCUAGUGCAUGCAACAACAAAGAAAGUGAAUUAUUCGCCUGGCACUGUGUACAGAUGACAUUGAUACCCAUAACAGCUUGUCCCUUGAAUGCCAACGACACUGUAAUAAAGUUUAUAAUAUUCUGAUUGUAUUAUCACCAAAAUAUAUUAUCACUGUAAUAAAUCCUUUUAAAUGAGCACUGUUCCAUUGUGCAGUUAACCCUUUGCAACCUAACAUCAGCAUGAAUAAAGAGGUAAGUUUCUACAGAAACUGUGCUGCUGCGUCAGUAGGAGUAAUAAGGUAAUUUGGUUAUAUCAACUAAGUUGAAAUUGUAAAUUGGCAACCAUAAAGAGGUAAAAAGCUGA